This is a messenger RNA of Amyelois transitella, 526 nucleotides long. Its product is annotated as UPF0728 protein C10orf53 homolog. The record is from RefSeq and is a predicted model, not a curated record. The coding region runs from base 1 to 456 and encodes 151 amino acids. NCBI's taxonomy places the organism in Eukaryota, Metazoa, Arthropoda, Insecta, Lepidoptera, Pyralidae. The transcript is spliced from 3 exons.
AUGGCUACAAUAUUCUGCGUCGGGAUCCAUUACGGGCCUUGCAAUUCCUUCUUUACUGUAUCCCAUAAACCAGAGAAGUUAAUCGGUUUGAGAGAUCGGCUGCAGACGAUCGGAUUCCGAGUUCAUCUCAUUCCUGUGAAGUUUGAAAAUUACUGUAUGCUUGAGAUGGCGGGGCAUGAGGUUUUCCGUUGCAACAUCAAGAAUCUGAAGUUCAACACUCCUUACUACCAGGACCCCGUCUGCCAGCGGGCAGUCCAAGCCGUGGUGGAAGCCACCACCAAGUUACUCAGGGCCCGCACCCAUCUGUGGUUCCUAACGCUACUCCAGAACAGGUUCUUCGGCCUCAGUGAAUACCAGCUGAAAGAUCAUUGGCCCCAGAAAUAUGAACUCGAAUCGUGCGCCCCGAUCAGCACGUGUAUCGAUUGUUGUGAUAUUUGUUCCACGAAGAAUAAAUAAAUAAAUAAAUAUAUACGGGACAAAUUACACUGAUUGAGUUAGUCUCGAAGUAAGUUCGAAACUUGUGUUA